This is a messenger RNA of Indicator indicator, 981 nucleotides long. RefSeq names its product aldo-keto reductase family 1 member D1 (gene AKR1D1). Gene Ontology annotation, cellular component: cytosol. Bases 1 to 981 code for a protein of 326 amino acids. Lineage: Eukaryota; Metazoa; Chordata; Aves; Piciformes; Indicatoridae. The record is from RefSeq and is a predicted model, not a curated record. Gene Ontology annotation, biological process: bile acid biosynthetic process. The transcript is spliced from 9 exons. Gene Ontology annotation, molecular function: Delta4-3-oxosteroid 5beta-reductase activity; steroid dehydrogenase activity; ketosteroid monooxygenase activity.
AUGAACCUGACAGCCGAAAACCACCGUGUUCCGCUGAGCGACGGGAACAGCAUCCCGCUGUUGGGGCUGGGCACUUACGCCGACCCCAAAAAAACUCCCAAAGGUUCCUGUUUGGAGUCAGUGAAGAUUGCCAUUGAUGCUGGUUACCGCCAUAUUGAUGGUGCCUUCGUCUAUUACAAUGAGCAUGAAGUGGGACAAGCCAUCCGGGAGAAGAUUGCUGAAGGAAAGAUCAAGCGAGAAGACAUUUUUUACUGUGGAAAGCUGUGGAAUACCUGCCAUCCCCCGGAACUGGUGCGUCCCACUCUGGAGAAAACCCUGAAGAUCCUGCAGCUGGACUAUGUUGACCUCUACAUUAUUGAGCUGCCAAUGGCUUUCAAGCCUGGAGAUGCAAUCUACCCAAGAGAUGAAAAUGGAAAAAUGAUCUACCAUGAGACAGACUUAUGUGCCACUUGGGAGGCUAUGGAAAAAUGUAAAGAUGCAGGCUUGGCAAAGUCUAUUGGAGUAUCCAAUUUCAACCGCAGGCAGCUGGAGAUGAUCCUGAACAAGCCAGGACUUAAGUACAAACCCGUCAGCAACCAGGUCGAAUGCCAUCCUUAUUUCACUCAACCCAAACUCUUAGAAUUUUGCAGACAACAUGACAUUGUUAUUGUUGGGUACAGCCCACUAGGAACUUCAAGGGAUGAAACAUGGGUAAAUGUAUCCUCCCCUCCGUUACUGAAGGAUCCCGUGCUGAAUGCCAUUGGGAAAAAGUACAAUAAGACAGCUGCACAGAUUGCUCUGCGUUUCAACGUCCAGCGGGGGGUGGUGGUCAUCCCAAAAAGCUUUAAUGCACAACGCAUCAGAGAGAAUUUCCAGAUCUUUGACUUCUCCCUCACUGAGAAAGAGAUGAAAGAAAUUGAAGCCCUGAACAAAAAUGUUCGUUAUGUGGAACUGCUAAUGUGGCGUGACCAUCCAGAGUAUCCCUUCAGCGAUGAGUACUGA